AUGAAUCUUAUCAAGUUCAAGAGUGCCAAUCUAAUUAUUGGGCAGUUUUUUCCUGACGAAGAAAACUCUACAAGUUAUUCAUUACAAAAGGGCAUUAAUGAACCUAUCAAAAUCGCAUGGUUUAAGCGGCCGAAAUGGUUGCCGUUAACUUUCAAUUUCAGUGAGUGCGGAUUUUCAAACUGUAUAUUAUCAGAUAAAACUAAAUCAUUAGAUAAUUAUGAAGCAAUAAUCUUUCAUUAUCGAUAUUUAAGUAAAAAGGUUCCAGAAAAGUCGAAAAAUCAAAUAUGGAUAAUCUGGAUAAAUGAAAGUCCUGCAAAUGACAAAUCUUUACCAAAACAAUGGCAGGAUAAAUUUGAUUGGAGUGCUACUUACAGAAAAGAAAGCGAGUUUUCCCUUCGACGUUCAAUAAAAUUGAGAGAAAAUAAGAUAAAUAGAAAUUAUACCGAUAUACUCCGAAGAAAAACAAAACAAGUCUCUUGGGUUGUUAGCAACUGUAAGACACCAUCUCAGCGUCGAAGAUAUGUGGAAGAGUUAAAGAAAUACAUUACCGUUGAUAUUUAUGGACAUUGUGGGGAAAACAAGAUGUUUUGCAAAAAUAAAAGUGCUGCAGAAUGUCAUUCAUAUUUGUCAAAUGAAUAUAAAUUUUACCUUGGUUUUGAGAACAGUUUAUGCCAAGAUUACAUUACAGAAAAAGUUUUUAACAAUUUUCUCGACAACAAUACAAUGAUUUAUGUUGCAAGAGGAGCUCCAAAUUUAAAGAGUGUCAUUCCUGCAAAUACGAUGGUCAACACAGAGGACUUUGAGUCUCCAAAGACUUUGGCACAGUAUCUUUUGAAACUAAGCUCAAAUGAGACAGAAUACAUUUCUUAUCUAAAAGAAACGGACAAAUAUUAUCUUACAGAAAAUCGAAUAGCGCGAGCUUUCUGUUCUAUCUGUGAGCUACUAAAUACAUACAAGAAUAGAAAAUUAAAGUGGACAGGGCGAAAUUUCAAUGUUUGGUACAGAAAAGGAGCAUGUAUUAGGCCAAAUAAUGGAAAAGGAUCGAAUGGUCAUAGAAGAUAAUUAUUGCGUAGUACGUCAUAGAAAUUUAUGACUAUAAGAAAGACUGGAAUAGUUAUUCUCUCUGAAACGUCAUUUGUUUCAAUAAUAAUUUUCGUACGACGAGCAGAAAAAAAACAUGAGACUUUUUUUGUAGUUUUAGAUUGGUCAAAGUAACAAUUCUCAAAGAAAAGUCAAAUUAACAAGUAAAGAUCAGACGAAUCGUUUACCAAACAAUGUGCCUUGAAGAUAUGAAUAACCUUCAAGGAUUACGGUUAAAAAGUCAUUCAGUCUUUCCCAUACUUAUGUGGGUUAUGUUCAUUAGAUAGAGAUAGACUUCAAAUUAUUUGAUGUCAGUCAAA
Mytilus californianus (California mussel) is the source of this 1400-nucleotide messenger RNA. RefSeq names its product glycoprotein 3-alpha-L-fucosyltransferase A-like. Gene Ontology annotation, cellular component: membrane. Bases 1 to 1062 code for a protein of 353 amino acids. The transcript is spliced from 2 exons. Lineage: Eukaryota; Metazoa; Mollusca; Bivalvia; Mytilida; Mytilidae. The record is from RefSeq and is a predicted model, not a curated record. Gene Ontology annotation, molecular function: alpha-(1->3)-fucosyltransferase activity.